Molecule: messenger RNA, 1035 nt
Organism: Lichtheimia ornata
Lineage: Eukaryota; Fungi; Mucoromycota; Mucoromycetes; Mucorales; Lichtheimiaceae
Exons: 5
Coding region: 1-1035 (344 amino acids)
Biological process (GO): positive regulation of DNA-templated transcription, elongation; regulation of transcription by RNA polymerase II
Cellular component (GO): cyclin/CDK positive transcription elongation factor complex; nucleus
Molecular function (GO): cyclin-dependent protein serine/threonine kinase activator activity
Source: RefSeq, a predicted model, not a curated record
AUGAGUGGAUCACCACCAGCAAACCCUUCAACACCCGUACGAAUUACUUCAGGAGCAGCAUUCAGACGUCGCUACCGUCCUUAUUUCACCAAACGUCAAUUAGCAACGCUCUCCAAUCUCAAACGAUCAGCUUCUGGAAUAUCGACCAAGGAGACCACUGUUCGUAUUGCUUCCUGUAAAUUUAUUCAACAAGUAUGCCGAAAGAUUGGAUUUCCUCAGGCCACAACCAGUACAGCUCAAGGUCUCUAUCACCGAUUUUACUUGUACUACUCGAUUCGUGAAUACCCACCACAGGAAAUCAGUAUCACGUGUAUCUUUGUGGCGUGCAAGAUUGAAGAGACAUUCAAGAACCUUCGAGACAUCCUCGUAGCUGCUCACAGUGUGCGACAUCCUCAAAGUGCCGAGUUGGAUCCUGAGCAUGUUUCAGAGGAACGCAAACGCAAGAUUAUGGGAUAUGAGAAAUUGGUCAUGGAAUCCAUUUGUUUCGACUAUCAGCAACCCCAUCCAUACAGCUAUGUUGUCAAAUUCGUAAAGUGGAUCGAAGCUAUGCAAACACCACCCUUGGUUGAUGGCAAAAGAUUGGCACAAGAAGCAUACAAGCUUGCAGUCAAUAGUUACCAGAUUCCAUUAUGCAUUGAAUACCCUGCCCACACGAUUGCUGCCGGUUGCAUCUACUUGGCAUCCAUGUUAAUCAAGAGCACAGACCCCUCGUUUGAAGGAUUGGCAAAAGGACAACCAUGGGAUCAAUUUUUUUGUUCACGUAUGGAAGAUAUUGAAGACGUAUGUUUACAAGUUUUGGAUCUAUACAUCACCAGCAGCACACGACAAGAUCGAGAAAGAUAUACAGAGAUUAAGAUCAAGAUCAAUGAACAAGCAGCGGAACGAGGAAAAGACCCAAACAUGGAUGAAGUGACCAAAGAAGAACUGGGUGCUCGGGAUAUCGAUUGGGAAUUCGAUCAGACAACAACACCGUUAGAGAUAGUCAAUACCAAUCAACAUACUGUAUGCUAUGAAUUUUCUCUGACGGCAUCAUAA